AUGGCGACCGACGGAGGCGACACCAAAACCGAGUCGGACGUUUGGACUUGUGGCGUCUGUUUGGAGGAGUUGCGGCGUCCCAGGCUACUUCCUUGUGGUCAUGAGUGUUGUAUGAGGUGUUUGGAGUACUGGGAGGAAGGCGGAAGGAGUCCUCUGCUGUGUCCCACCUGUCGCCAGGUGGUGUACCUACCGCCCGAGGGGAUCGCCGGUCUACUGAAACCCGUCUGGGUCGGAAACUGCCGCCUGCCGUCACGUACCACAAACGAUAAGAACGCUUCCGGGCCUAGAAAGGUGACCACUUGCCACAAACACGGAGAGUGUGGUCUCACGUGGUUCUGCGACACCUGCGAAAGAUCGGUCUGUAGAGAGUGUGUGACGACGGAGCACGAGAAACAUCCAGUCAGCCACAUAACCAAGCUGGUCGAGAAGAAGAAGCAAGAGGCGCUCGGGCUCGUCGAAAGGGGAAGCGAAAAGGCCGCAGCUCUGCAAGCUCGGCUCCGCUACUUGGCCGCUUGCCGGUACGAACUUGAACGUCAACAGGCGGAAGCCGAGGCGGCGAUAGAGGAGGCAGCGCAGACGUUACGUGAGGAGAUAGAGAAGCAGAAACACUCUUCUUUGCAUUGGCUGAAUUCCUUGUGCGGAGAGGAAUUUGAGAAGCUGGCAGGUGCUCAGACACGAACCGAACAGGACUUUGCUCAACUCACGAGCGCGCUGAAUCUCGUCAUUAGUUUUGGCAAGACCGCAAAGAAUUCGAACUCCAGCCAAAAUCCCAUGUCGUUGCUGUCAGCCGUGAAAGCGCUUGCACAAGCCGUGCAGGGUGUGGAUGUCAGACUUUCUCACAGAAUAAUCAAGGUGAAAUUCGUUCCCUCGAAGUCGGGCGUUAACAUUGGGAACGUGGCUUUCACCUCUGGGGAGAGAUUUAGACCGAAACAGCAUCACAACAACUUAUUGCCAGACUCUCCUGUUGAUAAUAUUAAUAACAAUGCAGUUAUUCCGUUAGAAUCUACGGGAUCGCAGUCUAGAGACAUCGCCAUGAUUACUAACCACUAUGACACCCCAGCGACGCCCAACUCGUCCCUUGUACCGCCCACACCGCCGGCACAUCGGAAAGUUCAAGUUGGCGACGGUUAUGGGAGCGAGACCGGACAAUUUAAGAACCCAUUCGCACUGGCGGUUUCUAGUCAUUACCUCUACGUUGCAGACAGAGCCAAUGGGGGAAGGGUUCAAAUAUUUGACUUCUGUGGAAAUCUGGUGCGUUCUUUUCUUCUCAUGUUGGGAAAGGGACUGGAAGCUUUGACGGGUGGGAUUGUGCUAUUGCCGAACGGCACGAUAAAAUACCUCGGUGGCGGACAUGAGACCAUGAUAACCGACCGCGCCGGGCGAGCUGUCGGGCGGGCCUGCUACCCUGUCAUGACCGCAUACAACCCUAACGGCAAGUGCAUCAGUCGAACAAAGCUCCAGAUACGACAAGGCCAUCUGGUGGAUGCGGUUGCACUUCCUAACGGAAACAUGGCCGUGGUGGUUAUAACGGGAUUGUGGGAGCGUGCGGACUGUGUUCUACUGUCUGACAGGGGGCAGAAACUAUGCGAAGUCCACAGUAGUCAGACUGCGGUGGGAAACUGCGUGUCUUUAUCCGUUAACCCAAACUCGGGUGACAUUCUCCUCUGUGAACCAAGACAAGGGGAGCAAGAUCGAGUGACGCUCUUCAAUUCACAAGGCCGACCAAAGUCAACAACGCUGCAGCUGGGCCAUAUAGCUACAACAACAGCCAACGCCAUAGCCGUGGACAGCUAUGGAAACAUCAUUUCAUCGGCGAAGAACGCGAGGCUACAACUUUACGACCCGAAGGGUGCGUUUGUAAAGGAUGUGGCUACGGGCAAGGAUGGUCUAAAACGGCCGUCCAAAAUCGCCGUUACUAGAGACAGAAGAGUGGCCGUUAUAGACGAGGGAGCAGUUUGUGUAUUUAUGUUUAGCUACUAG
Molecule: messenger RNA, 1980 nt
Organism: Branchiostoma floridae (Florida lancelet)
Lineage: Eukaryota; Metazoa; Chordata; Leptocardii; Amphioxiformes; Branchiostomatidae
Exons: 1
Coding region: 1-1980 (659 amino acids)
Biological process (GO): positive regulation of DNA-templated transcription
Cellular component (GO): nucleoplasm; chromatin
Molecular function (GO): zinc ion binding; ubiquitin-protein transferase activity
Source: RefSeq, a predicted model, not a curated record